UCUGUAUGCACGAGAGAGAGAGAGAGAGAGAGAGAGAGAGAGAGAGAGAGAGAGAGAGAGAGGCAAGAAGCCUACUCUCGAUUCCUUGGCGCCCGCCACUGAUCGCAACCGAUUUCUUCAGUUCUGAAAUUGUCGUUUGCGAUUUUUUCUCUGAAAUUAGGGUUUAAGUUCAUCUCCUCAUGUUAUCCUCUAAUCUCCUGUUAAUAAUCCCGAAAAUAACUUUUAUGUUCCCUUCGAAGUAGUGCUGCUUCUACUGCUAGUUGAAGUUCUGGUAUUGGAGUUGAGUUCGGCUGGGAUUUUCUUCCAUUCAUUUCCAGAGGCAUAUGCCGUUUUGCGCCUUCAUCUCUGGGGUGCAUCAGUCACUUCAUCUCAUUCUCGCCGUAUGGUUCGGUUUCGGGUUCUUCAUGAAGAGUCCAUUUUCAAUCAUUUGUUUCUGCUCCAAGCUCAAUUUUGGAAGAAAAAUAGCAUGCAGAUAUUUUGCAACAACCAAUGCUGCCUUGUCUUUAUUCAACUGUGUGGAUGAUGACUGCUUUACUUAUGAAUAUCCUGUCGCUGCGAACUAUGAUGUUGACUUUGAUGAAAAAAUUUAUUUUCGCAAUGAAGAUCCUAAAGGUCAGAAAGUAGAUGACGAUAGAAUGAAAAUGAUAAAAUUGAUACUCAGGAACCAUGGGCUGAAUCUCGGUUCUCAUCCAAAACAAUUGGAGAUUGUAAGGAUUUUGGACACUCUAUUUGAGGACAGUUCAGAUGCAGGACUUAGUCUGUACUACUUCAAAUGGUCAGGAUGUUUAUCUGGAUCUAAUCAAUCUCUGCAGUCAAUCUGUAGGAUGAUACGUAUUUUGAUUACUGGGAAUAUGAAUCAUAGGGCAGUUGAUUUAAUGUCUCAUAUUGUAGAAAAUUAUGGUAGUAAAGAGGGAUCUUCAAGUAUGUUGCUAAAACUUUUUUUUGAGAUGGUUAAUGAGAGGAAGACUUUAGAAACUGCAUGUAGCAUGCUGGUUUACUGUUAUAUCAAGGAAAGAAUGGUAACAGCUGCUCUUAUAUUGAUGGGUCAAAUGAAGCAUCUUAAAAUAUUUCCUUCUAUAUGGGUAUACAGGUCCGUGAUACAAACUCUAUUAGAAACCAAUCAGUUGGAGUUGGCCUGGGAUCUUCUAGAAGAAAUGUACAUCCAAGGUGUAAGUUUAAAUUAUUCAAUUAAUUUGUUUAUUCAUCAUUACUGUGCAGAAGGUAAUCUGGGCAUGGGCUGGAAAGUGCUUUUGGAGUUGAGAAAUUUUGGAUCUAAGCCUGAUGCAGUUGAUUACACAAUUGUGAUAGACUCGCUUUGCAAAAACUCUCUUUUAAAAGAAGCUACCUCCUUGUUGUUUAAAAUGUCUGCUUUUGGCGUUUCCCCUGAUUCAGUUACAAUGAGUUCUGUGAUUGACGGUUAUUGUAAAAUAGGGAAUUUGGAUGUAGCUUGUAAAAUAUUAAAGUAUUUUAGGCUUCCCCUCAAUAUUUUCACAUACAAUAGCUUUAUAACAAAGUUAUGUACAGAAGGAAACAUGGUAAGUGCUUCUGAAGUUUUUCUUGAAAUGUCUGAGGUGGGCUUACUUCCAGAUUGUGUUAGUUACACUACCAUGAUGGGAGGCUACUGCAAAGUGGGAGACAUAAACAAAGCAUUUCUAUACCUGGGCAAGAUGUUAAAAAGUGGAAUUCAACCAUCUGUUAUCACAUAUACUCUAUUGAUUGAUAACUUAUGCAAGUGUGGAAAUGUGGAAAUGGCUGAAAUAUUUUUCCAAAAGAUGGUUACUGAGGGUAUAAAGCCUGAUGUUGUCGCAUUUAAUAUUUUGAUGGAUGGAUAUGGAAAGAAGGGCUACUUGCACAAGGCUUUUGAACUCCUCGAUAUGAUGAGAUCUACAAAUGUCACACCUGACGUUGUGACGUAUAACACUCUCAUUAAUGGCCUUUUCACAAGAGGGUUUCUCCGAGAGGCAAAGGAUAUUUUAGAUGAGCUCAUCAGAAGGGGUUUCAGUAUAGAUGUCGUUACAUACACUAAUUUCAUAUAUGGAUAUUCCAAAAGGGGAAAUUUUGAGGAAGCUUUUCUUGUUUGGUAUCAUAUGACUGACAACUGUGUGAAGCCUGAUGUUGUUACUUGCAGUGCCCUUCUUAGUGGGUAUUGCCGAGAACAUCGUAUGGAUGAAGCAAAUGCUCUAUUUUAUAAAAUGCUGGACAUUGGACUAAAUCCAGACUUGAUAUUGUAUAAUACGUUAAUCCAUGGAUUUUGCAGUGUUGGUAAUGUUGAUGAAGCUUGCAAUUUGGUAAUGAAGAUGAUCGAAAGCAGUAUCCUUCCGAACAAUGUUACUCAUCGGGCACUUGUCUUCGGAUUUCAAAAAAAGCAGGUUAUCAGUCCAAUAGAGAGUGCCACUUGUAAGCUUCAAGAAAUCUUGCGUGCAUAUGGUAUUGAGGUCGAUGCCAAAGGAUAUAUCUAGUGUUGGAGAAACUUGGUGACUCCAUCACUGCAUAUGGUAGACUUUUCUUCUACACGCUGAGUUCUGCUAUGUGUAUUUAUUCUUUUCCCUAUCUCAUUACCACAAUCAUAACUCAUAAGCAAAAUCUUUAUUCAAUUGGAGCGAUGCAGUUUCGAAUUUACGUAGCUUGAUGGUACUCAUUAUUCAGGUAUUUAAAAUGGCCUACUUCAGAAUCUUGAAGAGGAAAGAGGAUAAACCAGACAAUGGCUCUUUGCUCUUCUCUCUCUGUUCUAUCUUCCAAUCCAGUCCACACAAUCAUCUCCAAAACUUUUGAAAUCUGGACAAAGGUGUUCUUGAGCCAAAGAUUCUCGGAAAUAUCGAAGUCUCUGCCUCCAAGUUUCUCAGAAAAUCAGGGAGGAUAAGCAGCCCAAGGAUGUGGAAUGCGGCACGACAACUGAGUUCAACCAUGAAAGGUUGAAAUUUUCUUAUGGAUGAGCUUAAAUACCAAGAUGCAAGGAGGUUAAUCUACUUCAAAUUCUGAAUGGGAAAAGUCCAUGUGGUAGGGCGUAGGGGCAAUCCUGCCCUCCAGGACAGGUGAAAAUGACCAUUAUGCCCCUUCAAAGUCAAAAAGCUGGUUCUAGUUUUGAUUUGUGGGAUGGAGGUGAUUAUGACACUGUGACUGAGGGGAACGACUAGAUAGUGCAGUUUGGAUCUAAUUGUUGUUUGGUUUCUUCUCCACGCCAAUUAUGGGUGAUCAUGUAUGUAAGUCAUCCCAUUUAGUAUCGAAUGAUCCAUUUUUAAAUACUGGGAUCAGUGUAUGUCCCUUCUCUUUUUGGAAAGGGAAACGUCUGUUAUGUCUCUUAUCUACUACCUGAAAGGUAAUUCUUGCCCAGAA
Messenger RNA from Momordica charantia (bitter melon), 3333 nucleotides. RefSeq names its product Pentatricopeptide repeat (PPR) superfamily protein. Gene Ontology annotation, molecular function: mRNA binding; protein binding. Lineage: Eukaryota; Viridiplantae; Streptophyta; Magnoliopsida; Cucurbitales; Cucurbitaceae. The record is from RefSeq and is a predicted model, not a curated record.